Molecule: messenger RNA, 962 nt
Organism: Tupaia belangeri chinensis (Chinese tree shrew)
Lineage: Eukaryota; Metazoa; Chordata; Mammalia; Scandentia; Tupaiidae
Product: olfactory receptor 4N4-like
Biological process (GO): G protein-coupled receptor signaling pathway
Cellular component (GO): membrane
Molecular function (GO): G protein-coupled receptor activity; olfactory receptor activity
Source: RefSeq, a predicted model, not a curated record
AGUAACUUGUGGUUCUUGAUGUCUCACAGGUCAGCGAUAUGGAAUAUGAGAACAGCACAGAAGUGAAAGAAUUCAUCCUCCUUGGUCUGACCCAGUCCCGAGGUAUUCAGCUCCUGGUCUUCGUGCUCAUCCUCAUUUUCUACUUCAUCAUCCUCCCUGGAAAUUUUCUCAUCAUCUUCACCAUCAGAUCAGACCCCAGACUCUCAGUACCCCUCUAUUUCUUCCUGGGCAACUUGGCCUUCCUGGACGCCUCCUACUCCUUCAUUGUGGCCCCCAGGAUGCUGGUGGACUUUCUCUCUGAGAAGAAGGUAAUCUCCUACAGAGGCUGCAUCACUCAGCUCUUUUUCUUGCACUUCCUUGGAGGAGGGGAGGGGUUACUUCUAGUGGUGAUGGCCUUUGACCGCUACAUCGCCAUCUGCAGGCCUUUACACUAUUCAACUGUCAUGAACCCUAGAGCCUGCUAUGCAAUGGUGCUGAUUCUGUGGUUUGGAGGCUUUGUCCACUCCAUUAUCCAGGUGGCCCUCAUUCUCCGCUUGCCUUUCUGUGGUCCAAACCAGCUGGAUAACUUCUUCUGUGAUGUCCCGCAGGUCAUCAAGCUGGCCUGCACUGAGUUUGUGGUGGAGCUUCUGAUUGUCUUUAACAGUGGCCUGAUGACACUCCUGUGCUUCCUGGGGCUUCUGGCCUCCUACUCAGUCAUCUUCUGCCAUGUUCGUAAGUCAGCUUCUGAAGGGAGGAACAAGGCCAUGUCUACAUGCACCACUCAUAUCAUUAUUAUACUUCUCAUGUUUGGGCCUGCCAUCUUCAUCUAUACACGCCCAUUUAGGACCUUACCAGUUGACAAGGUGGUUUCCUUCUUUCACACAGUGAUCUUUCCUUUGAUGAAUCCUGUGAUUUAUACACUUCGAAACCAGGAAGUAAAAGCUUCUAUGAAAAGGUUAUUGAGACGGCAUGUGAUCUGCUGA